AUGGAUAAUUCGUCAUCAAACAUUAAUAAAAUAACCUCACUAGAAAAUCUUAUUGAUAUGAAAUUUAAUAAAUAUUCUGGUGUAGGUGAUGCCAAAGUUUGGUUGUUACAGACAAUGAAUCAAUUUAGACAGUGUGGAUUACGUCGUAUGGAACAAUUUCAAUCCAUACCAUUUUUAUUAAUUGAUGAAGCUUACUUCUGGUAUAUCAGACAUAUUGCUUUGAUCGGCAAUUUUGAAUCUUUUAGUAAAUUAUUUCUUCAACAAUAUUUAUCUACAUCAUCAUUAGAACAGAAUAUUAUUCCUGCUGAGAUGGAUACACCAUCAACUGAUAUUUCUAGCUUCUCAUCUACAUCACAUUUACAACACACCAUUGCUGAUGAAAUUAUUAAAAAACCAACAUUUUCCCGUGGUUCAAAAGAUGAUGUUCAUGAAUGGUUAGAAAAAUUGGAGCAACGUUUUCAAAUGGCAAAAUGGAAUGAUGAACAAAAAUUACAGUACAUUUCAAUUCAUUUACAAGAAGAUGCAUAUCGAUGGUGGACACAAACAUCUACGACGAUUAAAACAUGGUCAGCAUUUACCGAAGUUGUUAAAAAAGCUUUUGGAUCAACAAAAGUACAAGAAUUAGCAUUUGAACAAUUAAAAUGGUACAAACAAACAAUUAGUCAAUCUAUUACACAAUAUUAUGAUAAAAUUAUAGAAUUAUGUAAGAAAGUUGAUCCUAUUAUGCCUGAUUCAUUAAAAUUAAAAUAUUUAAUGGCUGGUAUAAAAGAAUCAUUAAAACUAUAUGUUGCUCUACAGGAUCCAAAAACAACAGAUACUUUUUUAUCGAUCGCUCGAAAAGUUGAAGAUACAUUAACAUUAACCAGUACAAAUAAUGAAGUGCAACCAAAUAAUAUUAAUAUCAAUGCUGCUACAUUUCAAUACCCAUCAGCACAACCAAAUAUUUCACAGAAAUCAAUUAAUCAAAUUCGUCAUGAUACUCAUCAAUAUUCACAGCCACAACCACAUCAUCAAAAUCAUCAACAUAAUACACAAAAUUGGAAUCAAAGAAAAAUUCGGAAUCAUGAUCCUGCAAGAUAUCCACAAUAUGCACAGCGAUCAAACAAUUGUUAUAAUUGUGGUACUCCUGGACAUUAUGCUCGGGAUUGUACCCGUACCCAUUUCGGGUUAAGGAAGUAA
Messenger RNA from Rotaria socialis, 1179 nucleotides. NCBI's taxonomy places the organism in Eukaryota, Metazoa, Rotifera, Eurotatoria, Philodinida, Philodinidae. The record is from the annotation of a GenBank genome assembly.